CACAGCUCCUUCUUCUCCAGCCAUUGAGAAUUCGAGCUAGAGAGCCAGCAUGCUCUGUUAAGUGGAAAUCCUGCCACUUCAAGACAUGGAGUCAUCUUUCUCAUUUGGAGUGAUCCUUGCUGUUCUGGCCUCCCUUAUUAUUGCUGCUAAUGCCCUAGUGGCUGUGGCUGUGCUAUUGUUGAUCCACAAGAAUGAUGGUGUCAGUCUCUGUUUCACCUUGAAUCUGGCUAUGGCUGACACCUUGCUUGGUGUGGCCAUUUCUGGCCUAGUCACAGACCAUCUCUCCAGCCUGGCAUGGCCCACACAGAAGACCUUGUGUACUCUUCGGAUGGCAUUUGUCACUUCCUCUGCAGCUGCCUCUGUCCUCACGGUCAUGCUGAUUGCCUUUGACAGGUACCUUGCCAUCAAGCAGCCUCUCCGCUACUUCCAGAUCAUGAACGGGCUCAUGGCUGGAACUUGCAUUGCUGGGCUAUGGUUGGUGUCCUACCUCAUCGGCUUCCUCCCACUCGGAGUUACAAUAUUCCAGCAGACCACUUACCAGGGGCCCUGCAGCUUCUUCGCUGUAUUUCACCCACGCUUCAUGCUUACACUCUCCUGUGUUGGCUUCUUCCCAGUUCUGCUCCUCUUUGUCUUCUUCUACUGCGACAUGCUCAAGAUUGCCUCUGUGCACAGCCAGCAGAUUCGAAAGAUGGAACACACAGGAGCCGUGACUGGAGCUUACCGGCCUCCACGGAGUCCCAGUGACUUCAAGGCUGUCUGUACUGUGGCGGUUCUCAUUGGGAGCUUCACUCUGUCCUGGACCCCAUUCCUUAUCACUGGCAUUGUGCAGGUAGCCUGCCAGGAGUGCCACCUCUACCUAGUGCUGGAACGGUACCUGUGGCUGCUUGGUGUGGGCAACUCCCUGCUCAACCCACUCAUCUACGCCUAUUGGCAGAAGGAGGUACGUCAGCAGCUCUACCAAAUGGCCCUGGGAGUGAAGAAGGGGCUUACCUCAUUCCUCCUCCUUCUCUCAGCCAGGGAUAAUGGCCCAGAGGAGUCUAGGGAAAGUUCCUGUUACAUUACCACUAUCUCCCACUCACAGCUUGAUGGCUAAAAGGGUAAGGGCAAAGAAGUUUCAAAGUGCCUUCUCUGUCCCCUCUCUGGGUCCCAACUAGAAAAUUAGAGGAAACUAGGGGGAUGAGA
Molecule: messenger RNA, 1182 nt
Organism: Pteropus alecto (black flying fox)
Lineage: Eukaryota; Metazoa; Chordata; Mammalia; Chiroptera; Pteropodidae
Gene: GPR119
Product: G protein-coupled receptor 119
Exons: 1
Coding region: 86-1093 (335 amino acids)
Biological process (GO): adenylate cyclase-activating G protein-coupled receptor signaling pathway; regulation of metabolic process
Cellular component (GO): membrane
Molecular function (GO): G protein-coupled receptor activity; phosphatidylcholine binding
Source: RefSeq, a predicted model, not a curated record